Molecule: messenger RNA, 2337 nt
Organism: Hemiscyllium ocellatum (epaulette shark)
Lineage: Eukaryota; Metazoa; Chordata; Chondrichthyes; Orectolobiformes; Hemiscylliidae
Product: proprotein convertase subtilisin/kexin type 4-like
Exons: 15
Coding region: 1-2337 (778 amino acids)
Biological process (GO): peptide hormone processing
Cellular component (GO): Golgi membrane; trans-Golgi network
Molecular function (GO): serine-type endopeptidase activity
Source: RefSeq, a predicted model, not a curated record
AUGAGCUGUAUCCGCCGGCUCUUGCUGGCUGUUCUCUUUACAAGUAUUGUUAGUGAGUUUAAUAGCAGUAAGCAGUGGUACACCAACACCUGGGCUGUCUACAUCUCUGGUGGGGCAGGGGAAGCCAGAAGGAUAGCUCGCAAGCACGGAUUCAUCAACUUAGGACGGGUUUUUGACGAUGGGCGCUAUUACUAUUUUAAACACAAGCGAGUGUCAAAACGAUCCAUCAAUCCACACCAGAUGCGACAUAGGCGACUGGAAAAGGAACCCAAGGUGAAGUGGCUGGAACAGCAAGUAGUGAAAAGUCGACAGAAGCGAGCAUUUUCUGUUCCUUCAGAUCCUCUAUACCAUAAGCAGUGGUAUUUGAACAAUGCGAUCCCUAAUGACCUAAACGUUCUGUCCGCCUGGAAGCGGGGUUACACCGGUGAAGGGAUUGUGGUAUCCAUCCUGGAUGAUGGAAUAGAGAAGAACCAUCCAGACUUGGCCAAAAAUUAUGACCCUAAUGCAAGCUUUGAUAUAAAUGAUGAUGAUCCUGACCCCCAACCCAGAUAUAACUUUAACGAUGAAAAUCGGCACGGAACACGGUGUGCAGGUGAAGUGGCUGCUGUGGCCAAUGAUCUAUGUGGUGUUGGUGUAGCAUACAAUGCCAAAAUUGGUGGAGUAAGAAUGCUUGAUGGUGAGAUUACUGAUGUAGUGGAAGCCCGCUCGCUCAGCCUCAACCCUCAACACAUUCACAUCUAUAGUGCUAGCUGGGGCCCAGAGGACAAUGGGCAGACUGUGGAAGGACCAGCAGUAUUGGCAAGUCAGGCAUUCCUCAGGGGUAUUACAAAAGGUCGAGGUGGUCUUGGUUCCAUUUUCGUUUGGGCAUCUGGUAAUGGAGGCUUCCAAUAUGAUGAUUGUAACUGCGAUGGCUAUACCAACAGCAUCUACACACUGUCUGUAGGCAGCACAACUCAACUAGGGAAUGUUCCAUGGUACAGCGAGGCCUGCUCUUCAACGCUAACCACCACUUACAGCAGUGGAACCAGAUUGGAAAAACAGAUUGUAACAACUGAUCUUCGCUUACGAUGUACAGAGAAACACACUGGAACAUCAGCAUCUGCACCACUUGCUGCUGGGAUCAUAGCCCUUGCUCUGGAAGCAAAUCCUACACUGACCUGGCGUGAUAUGCAGCACCUUGUGGUGAGAGCAUCUAAACCUUUGCAUUUGAAAGCAGGCGACUGGACGAAGAAUGGUGUGGGCCGCAAAGUGAGCCAUCACUAUGGGUACGGACUAUUGGAUGCUGGAUUGUUGGUGGAUUUGGCAACAAAGUGGUUAACAGUGAACCCACAGAGAGAAUGCUCCAUAGACAUUAGUAAAUCCCCACAAGUUAUUUCUGACAAGCUUGUCAUCAAGAAAUAUGUUGAUCCUUGUUCUCAAACUAAAAAAUACAUCCGAUCUCUUGAACACGUGGUGGUUAGAUUGUCACUAAGCUACACUCGAAGAGGUGAUCUGAGAAUUGCACUUACUAGUCCCAGUGGGACAUAUUCCAAGUUGGUUGAUGUAAGACCAUAUGACACAUCAAGCCAUGGGUAUAGAGACUGGACCUUCAUGAGCGUACACUGCUGGGAUGAAGACCCAAAAGGAAUUUGGACACUUCAGAUUGAGAAUAAAGGAAGUUCCACAAACACUGGUGUUCUGUCCUAUUUUAAGUUGCUCUUGUAUGGUACUGACGAAAACAUGAUGACAAGACACAUCAAGGAUACCGUGAUAAGCCACUGCAUCAACUGGAAUGAAGAUGGGGUCUGUGAAGAAUGCCAAGGUAACUUUGUCAUCUUCGGACGUCUUUGCCUCAUCACCUGUCCUCCACACUAUUACAAUGUUUCAAGAAUUUUAAAUAAAACAAUGAGUGGUGGUCGCAGAAAUUUCACAGUGGCUACCUGUGCUCCUUGCCAUCCAUCUUGCUAUUCCUGUGAUGGCUAUUCUGUAAAUAACUGUCUGACAUGCCCUCCAUUUUCUAAUUAUGAUGAAAAGCAACAGUCUUGUUCACUUCCUAUUUAUCCAAGACAUUUUGGUAUGAGUGAAAGGAAUGAUCAAAUGGAUGGGCUUCACAAAAUUGUUGUGGUUGCAAUCCUUAUUGGUGCACCUAUUGCUCUGAUCUGUGUUGUAACAUCGUUGUCAUGGUUGAUACUCCGCUUAAGUAGAAGGCAGACAGUAAUGGUAACCACCUCUGUCGCUGGAGCCUCUGAAACAACCCAACUGCAUGUACAGCGUGAUACUUCAGAUGAGGGAACUGGAAGCAGUGAGACAGAGUCCACAUACUUUAUCACACGAUUUGAUCAACGACAGGAUCAUUAA